GCUAGCUGCUGGACGGCCCUAAUCAGGAACAUUCCAGCGCCUCUUGGACCUUCAUAACUACUGCAUAAGCAAAUAUUCCGAAAUCAUCGUGCUAUCGACGAAUACCUUCGUAUCAUUUCCACCCCCAAACAGCUCAACAAAAGACCGACGAUUGAUAUAUCGCCCCGCUAUACGUUCGUGCAAGAGUGUUGUCACUGCGCUUCCAACCCCGCUGACCCCUGGGUCUUGUCGCGUCUUCAUCAUCUCUCUCCAUGUCGCUCUUUACCGCACAGCUUCAUCCCGGACGGGCUCUCGGGUUCUUCACCCUUGGCGCGUCCCUCCACGAUGUCCUGACCCGGGUCAAGGCAGAACCGCAAGCGUUCCCGAAGCUCGAAGUCCUCUACUCCCGAGACCAGCCCGUCACCGAACCGGUAUGCGUCGUGCUGCCACAAAACGGCAUCAGGCUGCGCUUCGACGGCCCCGAGCAGCGCCUCCGCCUGAUCGAAGUCAUCGACUUUACAAAGAGCCACAUCACCUUUAAGGAUCGGGAUCUGGUACGGCCAGCCGGCGCCGCUGCUCCCGAAGUGCCGGGGGAAUCAUCGGCGGGGCCUACCUUUCGGCACAUUUACCAUCGGCUGCUGGGACCGACUUACGCGGGCGAGUUCAUUCCUCCGGCGGCAUCUCAGGGCAACGGGACGUAUGUCUUGUCGUAUCCCGGCGUGGCCUUUAACUUUUCCGUGCCCACCUCUGUAUACUCUGCCGACAAAGACGUCGUUUCGCUGCUUUCUGCUUCAUCAUCGCAGAUUGCGACUUCUAUGGCUGUCUUUAGUGGUAAUUCUUGGGCGGAAGUGCGGCCGACGCUGUGGACGGAGGUUCUGCCAAGCGUCAAGGUGACUUCAACCAUACCUCGUGGAAAGGACGUUUACCCGGAUGAGGUAUCCUUGAUUCGACUUCACGGCGGUGGCAAGAUCCAGCUAUUUCGGAAAUGGACGUCGAGUUCUUUCUGGAUCAUUCUUGGGGAGACCACGCCGCAGGAUCUUGUGGCGGAGCUUGGGCCGCCGAAUGCGAUAUAUCGUAAGAAUGAUCAGAAGAUGGUCAUUCACAAGAUGCGUGCCGCUAGUAAUACACAUGGCCGCCCUAAUGUGAAGGAUCUGGGUCGGCCGGAUGAGUCGACGGAUACGGACCAGUCGUCGAUGCACACUGGCUCAGACGAAUCGGAUAACGAGGCCGCAGUAGAAGACGAAGGGGGGGAUAAUGCGUCUGGAGAGUGUUUCUACAACUACUUUUAUUUUGGCUUUGACAUUCUCAUGUCUACGCCCGUACCUCCUUCGAGCCUGCCACCGGGAGAGACACAAGUACCAGAUGAUAUUGGUAAUGGAAUCAUGAACCAUGCUCCCGAUCGACUGGCUGCAACGAAACUGGUGCUCCACGGCAACAUCCCCGGCUCCUACGAAUUCAACCGCCAUCGACGAUGUCGCUGGGAGAUUAGUUACCUGGAUGAUUUGGUUAGCGAUAGUGGCCCCGUCAACUCCGAGAUGGAAUUCAAGACGAUUGAGACUCUCAUGAGCAGGAAAUGGGAGGGCGCCUACCCCACAGACAAGACUCAGCCGCGGCAAGGGGGUAUGGUCCUGAACCGUGGCUGGGGCGACAGCCCAGGCAGCAGUUGCGAGUUUCUCGGCGGUUGGGAAGAGAGCGGCGCGAGGAGGCCGGAGGCGAAUGGCGAUUCUACGACGACGCUGUAUGGUUUUCCUGGAAUGGUUUUCGAGGUCUUGAGGAACGACUAUGUUAACACAGUGACGGUGUUUUGAGUUUUGAAACACUCGGGUGUGGGUUAUGAGCUAGGAAGUGUUGAGGGGUUUUGCAUACUAAUUGUUUUAACGAGAGCGAAACAUUUGUGAUUCUGAGGCUUGUCGUUUUUGUUAUUAUUACUUGGGAAUGUUUGUUGGGUGUUUUGGGUUGGGAUAUCAUACAUGGCAUUGUGUAAACGUGCUUUAACUUUGGAUUCAUAUUCAUAGCUUUUUUGCCUCUUAAUACAGAUGGGUUUACAACUUGGCUUUUGUCAUGUUCCUGACUGACAAUUGUUACUGAAUUAGUUGAGCUAAGGACAGAGUCUAGAUUUUGAAC
Trichoderma harzianum CBS 226.95 is the source of this 2103-nucleotide messenger RNA. RefSeq lists its product as hypothetical. Gene Ontology annotation, cellular component: trans-Golgi network. Lineage: Eukaryota; Fungi; Ascomycota; Sordariomycetes; Hypocreales; Hypocreaceae. The record is from RefSeq and is a predicted model, not a curated record. Gene Ontology annotation, biological process: Golgi to plasma membrane protein transport. Bases 252 to 1787 code for a protein of 511 amino acids. The transcript is spliced from 2 exons.